AUAAUAUGCAUUAGCCGUGGUAUAUCACGAUUUACCAGAGACCCUUAUUUCAAUUAACAGAGAACAAGCUAACCUGCGAUCGUUAUUUGUAGGGGAAUGCGGCAGCAGUGGUAUAAGGGAUAAGAAAGCCUUGUGCUCACACGUUAAGGAUUUUUUUAGGAUCCGUAAGUAUUGCUUUCUUUUUAAAUAGAAACAGCAGCUUCAAAAGCAGUCGUAUAAAACGUGCAGCUGUCUUGGCGUAUUUCCUACUGUCUCCUUUGUCCCAGGGUUUUAUGGAAGACUGCUACCUCUUCUAUGGGUUUUACAUAGGGGUUGUUACCCACAAUAAUAUUGAAAGUCAUAAUUGCACAUCCAGUAUUAGACCAUGGGCUAGAUUUUCAAAGCUAUUUCAAUCCAACUAGUCAACAGUGCAACUUUCAGAACAAACAAACCCCCACAAAAUUAUGAACCAGAAAUAAACAACCUAACAUUUAGCAUAGUGGCUUGUAAUUAGUCUUUCCAGAACUGUAAAUGUUUGUUCAGAAAAAAAGUGUGCUAGUGUAAAUAGCAUUCAGACUACCUCAUUAUACAUUAUCCCCAUGUCAUUGUCAUGUAAGGUGAGGCACGUCUUUUAUGGAUAAUGGCGGCCUCUGCAGGUGAGUCAAGGUAAUAGGAUAUAAAUGCAAUAACUGCAAUGCAUACAAAUUAUUAUUAUUAUUAUUAUUAUUAUUAUUAUUAUUAUUAUUAUUAUUAUUAUUAUUAUUAUUUAUUUCUUAGCAGACGCCCUUAUCCAGGGCGACUUACAAUUGUUACAAGAUAUCACAUUAUUUUUACAUACAAUUACAUUAUCUUUUACAUACAAUUACCCAUUUUACAGUUGGGUUUUUACUGGAGCAAUCUAGGUAAAGUACCUUGCUCAAGGGUACAGCAGCAGUGUCCCCCAGCUGGGAUUGAACCCACGACCCUCCGGUCAAGAGUCUAGAGCCCUAACCACUACUCCACACUGCUGCCCAAAUGGUCACAGCUCACUUUGAGGGUUAAUUUGACGUGAAUGAGUAUGAACCUUUAUCCAGAACAAAACUAUGCAUUAUCGCUAUCCUUCUCUUACCCCCACCCCCACUUACCCAAUGUUGGGGAGAGAUUAUAAGGUGCGGUGGGUGCAGGGCCGGCAGUACAAGACCCUGCUGAGCUUCAAGAUCUUUGCCGACUGGGAUUUCUGCAUCCAGGAGACAGACUCGGCCACGCUGAAACAAAGCAGAAUCAGGAACGACCUUAAGCAGUAUAACCUGAGCUUUGAGGUGGUGGCAGCUUGCAUCAACAGUCUCCCGGGAGUCGCUCAGAGAGCUCUCUAUUAUAUCCUGUCAGAGGCCUUUGCCACCCCCUUGAUCAUCUCGGAAUGGGUGGGAACGCUUGCAACGGUCAAAGGAAAAAACAAGUUGGGUUCCUCUUACACUUCCAGUUCCAGCAUAAGAACAAUAGUGAGGAACUCAUUGAGGGGACACAGUGACCCGAGGCUCGUCCGAGGAAUGGGAUUAAACAUGAGAGUUCAGGGAGAGAUCCUGUUCAUCCUGGCUUUUGCUUGCAAAGUCUUUGAAACAACUGGCAAUACCACCCUGUAUUCUGAAGCUGCAACCCUGGACAACAGCACAUCUGAAAUGAAAGUUUACACUACUGUUCAGUCUUCAGCCCUGGACAUCAGCACAUCUGGAAUCAAUGCUGACUAUUCUAGUCCAGCUAUAACCCUGGGGCCUGCAGCUCCUCAGAGUCAGACUCCUGAUCCAAACACAUAUAUUACAGGCAGCAGCACAUCUGAAAUGAAAGUUUACACUUCUGUUCAGUCUACAGCCCUGGACAUCAGCACAUCUGGAAUCAAUGCUGACUAUUCUAGUCCAGCUAUAACCCUGGCUCCUCAGACUCAGACUCCUGAUCCAAACACAUAUACUACAGGCAGCAGCACAUCUGAAAUGAAAGUUUACACUUCUGUUCAGUCUACAGCCCUGGGCACCAGCACAUCUACAAUGAAAGUUGACCCUUCUAGUCAAGCUACAACCCUGGUGCCGGUUGAGGAUGUUACAGUUGAGUCUGACCCACCCUCUGCUAAAGUAUGGGAAGGUGAAAGGUUAACUCUGACCUGCAAUGCGGCGAAAGGCAAUCGUCUCCGUUAUGAAUGGCAUUUCAAAAGAAAAACAGCGACCAUGAAAUUAGUAACUUCAGGCAGAUCGAUGACUAUUCACAGAGUUCUCGAAAAUCAGGCUGGGAAUUACAGUUGUGUAGCAAACAAUAAUCUAACAGCAGGUCAUAGCCAGGACAUAGAAGUGGAGGUCAAAGUGCCUGUCUCCGUUCCCAGAAUUUGGUAUUCUGUACAAAAACAAGUCAAUAACUACAGAGCAAGAAUAACAUGCGAGGCAGAGAGAGGAUCCCCACCAGUUACCUUCACUCUCCUCGGAAACAGAAGGAAGAUCAUGAACAAUACAGGAGACUUGCUCAAUGUUACAUUCGUCUUACCUAUUACCUUAGAUCAGAAUAUGGGCAUUUUCACAUGUCAAGCUGAGAAUGGCAAGAAACCCGUGCACAGUGUUACACAGACGGUGUCUGUAGCACGUGUGCGAGGCGUUAGCCUGGAGAGCAGGCCACACCCAUUGGAAGUGUCUGUGAAUGAAGAAAUGGUGUUUACCUGCUCAGUGGAGGAAGGCACCUUCCCUGUGUAUAAGUGGAUGUUUAAUGGACAUCAUUUACAGGCCAACCCUGAUUCCUACUCACUUAACCAGCAAGGAAAUAUACUAACCAUCCCGUCUGCUACUCUGGUUCAUAACGGCACUUAUGUCUGUUCAGUCUGCGAUGCCUUUGACAAGACACACUGCAUCAAGAGCGCCGCCCUUCAGGCUGAAGUGAAAGAAGUGGUUGCUGUUUCCAUUGAAGCCGUUGCAGUAGUUUUCUGUUGCUUUCUUUUCCUGGUGAUUGUUCUCAGCGUGUGCUGUGUGGUUGCCUUUAAAUACAGGACAGGAGAGUAUUAUCCAAACUCAGGUGUUGGAAUGGAAAAAAGUGCAAUCUGGGAUAAAGAUAUGGAUGAGCAGUUAAGGGACUGUUCCAUGGACAACUCUGAUCUGGAAAGCGUUACGAAAAUGUGAAGUUCAGCCCGUCCUAGGAUUUACGUGUCAGAGUCACCGGGAUGAAGGAGAGGCUGUGGGUUUAGGGAGGGACACCAGUUCUAGCUAAUUGGCAGCUGUGAUUGAAAAGACUGAGAGCAGAGGAUGGUCAGGUGGUCAUAUUUAAGAGGGAUCUUAGGAGUUCAUAGCUGAGUGCCAAUGCUUGCAAUAAUAUGCAGUGACGGCUUCUGAUGUAUUAUCGUUACUUUCCACUGUUAUAUUACAAUAAAUGAGUGGGGAGGGGGCGCAUGUCAUGCUCGCUCACACCGCACCACUGUCAAA
Molecule: messenger RNA, 3407 nt
Organism: Acipenser ruthenus (sterlet)
Lineage: Eukaryota; Metazoa; Chordata; Actinopteri; Acipenseriformes; Acipenseridae
Product: Fc receptor-like protein 3
Exons: 20
Coding region: 1062-3107 (681 amino acids)
Source: RefSeq, a predicted model, not a curated record